CUUGAGGUGGCAAACCGGGGGGCUUUACCAGCUGCCGAAGAUUGGCGGAAUUUGACUUAAAAACAGCAUCAUUUUGGAAGUGAUUUCCAGCCUGGGUGUGUUUCAGGAAAUGUGCAGUCCUCUUUCAUUUAACCAUGGAUAUUAGUUGGAAUUUGUCAGGUUUCGUGAACAGCCAGGAGAAAUUAGAAGUUUCCUCCUGCUCCAUGAACAACCUUCCGCCAGAGGCUGCAGAAGGCAACAUUGAGUACAAGUUGAAGCUGGUGAAUCCAUCCAGUAGUCGCUUUGAGCACCUAGUGAGCCAGAUGAAAUGGAGGCUGAGGGAGGGGCAAGGAGAGGCUAUCUAUGAGAUUGGUGUUGAAGACAAUGGGAUGCUAGCUGGUCUCUCCCAAGAAGAGCUGGAGGCAUCACUGAAUACUCUCAACAGAAUGGCAGCCAGACUUGGAGCUACAACGACAAUCCUGAGAGAGCGAUGUGUAGAUUGUGAAGGAGAAAACACUGGGAAGAAAGCCUGUGAAGUACUUGUGAGGAGAGUACCUGAUGACCAACAGUUCAUAGAUCUUAGGAUAGCAGUACUAGGAAAUGUGGAAGCAGGGAAAAGCACUCUUCUUGGGGUUUUGACUCAGGGUGAGCUGGACAAUGGCAGGGGAAGGGCACGACUGAAUCUCUUCCGCCAUCUACAUGAAAUCCAGUCGGGAAGGACAUCAAGUAUUAGCCAUGAGAUACUAGGAUUCAAUAGCAGAGGAAAGGUUAUCAACUAUUGCGAUUCUCAGCAAGGUUGCUUAACAGCAGAGGAAAUCUGUGAGAAUGCCUCUAAGCUGAUCACCCUGCUAGACCUUGCUGGACAUCAGAAGUACAUCAAGACGACCAUCUUUGGUCUCAUGGGAUAUUCCCCUGACUUUGCCAUGCUUGUCAUCAGUGCAAGUACAGGAAUCGCUGGUACAACCAGGGAACAUAUAGGACUUGCCAUGGCCCUCCAGGUCCCCAUCUUCAUCGUGGUCAGCAAGAUGGACAUCUGUUGUCCAUCGGUCAGGCAGCGGACGAUCUCUCAGCUGACCAGGCUAUUGACUGGUCCUGGCUGCAAGAAGGUCCCUUACCAAGUCAACAAUGAAGAUGAUGCUGUCACGGCGGCAAUCAACUUCAACAACUCCAACAUAUGCCCUAUCUUCUGUGUGUCCAGUGUCACAGGAGCCAACAUGGAGAUGCUGAAGAAAUUCCUCUAUGUUUUAUCUCCUGCCAACACCUCCAUGGAACAGGAAAAACUAACACAGGAACUCACAGAAUACCAGGUUGAUGAGGUGUACAGUGUACCUAAUGUUGGGAGAGUUGUAGGAGGUACAUUAUACAGGGGUGUCAUCAAGGAAGAUGAUGCACUCUUACUAGGACCAAGUGAGGAAGGAACAUUCAGCAAAGUGACCAUUCAGAGUAUACACAGGAACCGGUCAGCAAGCAGGGUGGUCAGGGCUGGUCAAGCGGCCACUCUGGCUCUUGGAGAGAUGGAAAUGCCAGUUAGAAAGGGGAUGGUCCUAGUGAGUGAGAAGCUAAAGCCAACACCUUGCUAUGAGUUUGAAGCUGAUAUAUGCAUCUUAUACCACACUACCUCUGUCAGCCGGGGAUACCAAGCUACUGUUCAUAUAGGAAACGUCUGCCAGAAUGCUAUUAUAUGUGACAUGGACAAGGAGUGUGUAAAAAUCAACGAGCAGGCACUGGUUAAGUUCCGUUUCGUCCGGCAGCCUGAGUACAUCCGAGAGGGUGCCAGAAUUCUCUUCAGGGAAGGAACUGCCAAAGGUCUUGGACAAGUCACUAAAGUCUUUUCUCUAUCAGCUGUAGAAAGAUAAAGAGUUUUUUUCCUCAAUGCAAUCCAUAGCUGUGAAGAUUAGAAAUGAUCAUGAGCAUAAAGCAUAAUAUGCCAUUGAUCAAGAAUAAUCAGUUACAAUGUCUUGCAGCUUAUCUGAGUACAUGAAAAGAAAUGGUGUUUCAUUCAGAGCAAGAUGGACUUAAAUUCACACAGCAAUUCCUAGUUAGAUGCCGUUUAUAACCUAUCUUUGUUUGGUCAGAAUACACUCUGAGAAUGUGUUAUUGGGUAGUUUAUUAAAGGUAUAACUUAUCUUUCACUGGGUAAGUCAUAAAACACUUAAUACUUAGAUCUCUCUUUAAAAAUCAAUUAUCAAGAGAUGAGUAUCAUUGAUUGUAUGAAAGAAUAUUGCACCCCUCAUCGCUGAUAUUAUUUUUCUAUGGUGUAUUUUCAAACUUGGAUUUUUAGCAAUUCCCAAUGUGCACUCCAAGGUUUAAGGAGAUUCCGAAUGUCCCAAAAUGUCAUAUUUUUCACUUCAUUCCUAGUAGCAGAGUGAUAAGGAAUGCAAAGUACAACUUUGUGGAACCAAGUCAAAGAUUCUUCUAGUCAAAGAAAAAAUCCCAGUACUCCUUAUCCAUGGGGCAUAUCUAUUAAAAAAAAAAGCCUGAAAUGAGUUUGAAGAACUGAUGUUUCUUCAGUCUUUUCAUAGUGUAGUAGGUUUCAUGGUACACCAUGUAUCUUUCUUGGGCAAUUGUUGGUCCUUUUCAGGACCAACACUUGCCCAAGAAAGAUACAUAGUGUACCGUGAAACCUACUACACUAUUCUUCAUCGCUAUGGAAACCUCCAGAAGUUACUUCUUUUUCAUACUUUUGCAGACGUGUUUGCUUCAAUGCGAAUGGUUCAUUGUCAGCCAAUUGGCAGUAACAACAGACAUGUAUUUCUUUGGGGAUUUUUGCAAAUUCAGAUUGAAAAUGAUUUUGUGACGCCUAUCCCAAGUAUUUUACUGAUGACAUUCAUCUUCUUCCAAAGAAAUGUUAUCUUGCCUGUUGCAAAUAUUUUUUUAAGCUGUAGUCUUGUUGACGUAUCAUCCUUGUAGUUUUAGCAUUGUAUAUAGUUUUAUGCAUCUAUUAUAUAUUUUUACGGUACUGAAUUUUAAUGUUUGUAAAGCAUCUUUGUGGGUGACGAUUACUUCAGCAACAAUUGUUCCUCAAUG
Lytechinus variegatus (green sea urchin) is the source of this 3006-nucleotide messenger RNA. It is a transcript of the gene gtpbp2, whose product is annotated as GTP-binding protein 2-like. The record is from RefSeq and is a predicted model, not a curated record. The transcript has 12 exons. The coding region runs from base 135 to 1835 and encodes 566 amino acids. Gene Ontology annotation, biological process: translational elongation. Gene Ontology annotation, molecular function: GTP binding; translation elongation factor activity; GTPase activity. NCBI's taxonomy places the organism in Eukaryota, Metazoa, Echinodermata, Echinoidea, Temnopleuroida, Toxopneustidae.